GAAGAAGCUAAGCAAAGGAUGGAUAAUAAAAGAAGCAGAAAGAGUAAGACCAGAAAUGGGGAAGCCUAGAAAGCAAGUGAAUAAGUGAUACAAUACAAGUAAGUCCAAGCCAAAGGAGAAAGAAGCUGAAGGAUAACCGAGAGCAAACCCGGUUCGGUUCUCAGUUUCACCUUGACCCUUGACUUUAGAAUCUGGUUUUGGAGGGAAGAAGCUGCCUGUAAUGGUGAAAACUGACUCAAAAACCAGAACAGUGUUUAACUAAAUUAAUGUUCUCUUAAUCUCUUAUCAAUGAUAAAGUUAUCAUCUAGUUAUCAUUUGGGCCCAAGAUCUUGUUGGAGCAGGCCCAGUUCUAGUCACUUUCGACAUUUGAUACAGGUGUUCUGUCUCUUUCUCUAACUCGCGUUGAAACUCUUGCCUUGACGCUGUCUCUUGUGAGCUCUUAACUGCAACAAUGUAGACUAUUAUGCAGAAGAUUAAAGAAAUCGAAGAUGAGAUGGGAAGGACACAGAAGAAUAAAGCCACUGCUCAUCAUCUCGGUUUGUUAAAGCUUAGAGUGAGGCCAAACUUGCUAAGCUACGAAGGGAUCUUCUUGCACCACCUACCCCGCCGGGACCGGGUUCAACAAAGGAUUGGUGGUGGUGGUGCUGCUGAUGGCGAAGGUUUUGAUGUCACUAAAAGUGGAGAUUCUAGAGUUGGUCUUGUUGGUUUUCCUUCCGUUGGCAAAUCUACACUCUUGAACAAGCUCACCGGAACGUUUUCUGAGGUUGCUUCUUAUGAGUUCACAACAUUGACUUGCAUUCCCGGUGUUAUUACAUACCGUGGAGCUAAAAUUCAGUUAUUAGAUCUUCCUGGUAUUAUCGAGGGUGCCAAGGACGGAAAAGGUAGAGGACGACAGGUUAUAAGUACUGCUAGGACUUGCAACUGCAUCUUAAUAGUUCUUGAUGCCAUAAAGCCCAUAACUCACAAACGUCUCAUUGAAAAAGAACUCGGAAGGAUUCGGUAUAAGUUCUGGUCGAAAUUCUGA
Molecule: messenger RNA, 1024 nt
Organism: Eruca vesicaria subsp. sativa (arugula)
Lineage: Eukaryota; Viridiplantae; Streptophyta; Magnoliopsida; Brassicales; Brassicaceae
Source: the annotation of a GenBank genome assembly